AUGUUCUCAGAGGGUUCUGUCUUCGAGAAAGAUACAUUCAUGUCACAUCUUGCGCGUUCCGACACAAUAACGAAAGCAAUUUCUGCUGCUCAGGAAGAAGCGCUUGCUGUUCCUUUGAGAGAGGGCGAGAAUGACGACGACACCAUUCGCGGAGACCCCAAGAUAGACACAUCCAUUUUCAACGGCUUUACUGACUUUGAGUUGGAUUUAUCUUGCCUCUCUCCGCCUGCGUCCCCAUCUGCAUCGACAUCUGAGCUUCCUCCCUCAACACCGUCUCCUCCCUCAUCUCCUAAUCUAUCGCGAACGAUUUCGUAUGCGUCUCAGUUGACCAUAACCACCAAGAAGUCGAAGAAAAAGGCCUCUACUCCACAGUUAUCUUCCACUUCCACUGCCCCAGCUGGAUCUCGAGGCUCAUGGCCUAUAAUCAAAUAUGCAGGGCGUGGAACUCCUAUAGACCGCAAUAGGAGGCUGGAGUGGGGAGGGUUCUCCGGUGAUGAAGUUGCGGAAGAUGGCUUACUGUUUUCCGCUGUUCGAUCCACGUCAUUAGACUCCGCUAUCCGCCCGUCACACCGGUCUCUUUCCCCAGAGUGGAAUCACCGAUCACCUCUUUCCUCUGCUAAUUCUCAUUCUACUCAUUCUGAUUCUCAUCGAACGGCGUCCACCUAUGAACAACCUCCUGCGCUCGCACCCAUCCAGUUCGAAGGGCUGGGCCCCGAUAAGUCCGAAGACUGGGAUUCUAUCAUGAAGACAGUAUUGUCUUCUACAGAAGAAUCGCCCGAGCCCGCCGAGGCGGCGCCCGAAGCUCAGGUGAAGUCGGAAUCGGAAGGCGUGACAGAGACUACCCAUGAGGCAGACCUCACCGCAAUGUCGCAGACGAUGUCCCCAGAGCAAAUGGAGCAGCUGAACACCGUCCUUGAAAUGGACCUGGAUUUGAACGCCGCUCUCGAUCUGGGGCUAGGGCAAAAGGGUGGCAUGAACUGGUUUGAUUUGGGCCUCCUCCCUACCUCCACUAGAGGACGCGAAUCACCCUCUGUGUAUUCUUCCCAGGCACAAUCGCCAGAGCACUCAGCACCUCCUUCUGUUCAUGCGUCCGAGCACCGGUCGACCACCAGCACCAAAGCAGAGUCGACUUUACCUCCUACUACGAAAUCAGAACCACGUCGUUGGUGGACAAAAAUUAUGGUGCGCCUUCGACAAGUCCGUACCAUUGUCACAAUUCAAAAGAAUCGAUUUUGA
This is a messenger RNA of Psilocybe cubensis, 1236 nucleotides long. RefSeq lists its product as uncharacterized. The transcript is spliced from 2 exons. Bases 1 to 1236 code for a protein of 411 amino acids. Lineage: Eukaryota; Fungi; Basidiomycota; Agaricomycetes; Agaricales; Agrocybaceae. The record is from RefSeq and is a predicted model, not a curated record.